AUGGACGUGUCUUCAGAUCCGCCCGAAGCCACUAUGCAGGAGCAUCACAUUGUUAAGGCCGAUGAGGUCGACCAAACAGGGACCGAUAUCUCGCCAGUUUCAGACGACCAACUCAUGGAGGAGGUGGCUGAGGGGCUCCGCCAGGAACAGGCCGAACAGGCCACACCCGCUCCUGAGACUGCGCCCUCUGCGCCCGAAAAAUCCAUGAAACGACCGGAGCUUCACCGUGAUGGCUCCGCUCCACCUCCUCCAAUGCAGCCGCCCCCUCCAGCUCCCAUUCAGGAGAAUACGGACCGGGGUGCGAGCUCUCUAAGCCUAUCGGAUUUGCGGAAGCUUGUGGGUGAAAUUCCCAAGAUCGAGCAACCAGCCUAUGCUUUUGAAUAUGCCGACGCCCAAUCUUUUCCCGAUGAGCUCGACGAGUGGUUCCAGUACAACGCCUUUGAUCGUGUCAUGUUGAUGGGCACGAAAGCGACUUUUAACAAGAAAUGGCCCACCUUUUGUCAGCGACGCCAGCGAGACACGCCCGGUGUGUCUUGGCUUGACGCAUCCCAGGAUUUACGUCGUUCAUUUAUUGCUCGGGUGCUUGAGGAUCUGCAACUCUCUGAAGCCCCCGCGCGAUUGGAAGCCCUUGAAACCAUUUGCUAUGUUGUCACUGGUGUAUGGGGUCUCAGCGGUGGGAGAGUGGCGCCCGACUAUCCUUCAGAUGGGAAUUCCGAGUCAUCUGCCGAAACGCCAUUGCGCAAGUCAAUGCAGAUUCAGUGCAUCGAGGAGAAUGUUUCCCUUGUCCAAGAAUGCUCGGGCGUUACCGCCUUGGUACAGUACAUGUGCCGCCUUUUUGAUAAGACCCGCUCAGCACUCGGAUCGGACUCCAGUGACAUUGAUUACGAGCGAAUCAACCCUGGCGAUAUUGCGGCACCGGAGCGUGAGGCCAACUUGGUCCUUACAAGUUUAUACUUCGCUGUGGAAGUGGGUCGCAGGCAACAGGCGCGCGACCCUCAAUGCAGCUCGAUCCGCGAUGCGCUGAGCAGCUCGAAUCCUAGCCUCUUAGUCUCCAUUGUUGAAAUCAUCGCUCGACUGCGCUGGGACGAAUCUGCCAAUAUCCCGCUGACCAGAAUCCUUCUGUUGUUAUGGAAGUCCGUGCUUCUCGUCUUUGGCGGGACUGAGGAUUUAAAGCGCGCAAAGGAGGUACUAGAGCCUGCUAUUUCGUCUGAGAACGGUGAUUCCAAACGCAGGACGCCGUUUUUACACGCCUCCCCUCUGGACUACCAUCUCUUCCGCCAGGAAAUUACUUCCAAAUACCCAGCGUACAACCCUCCGCCACUUGUCGUUCCACUGGAAUUAGAAAACAAUUCCAUUCUACCCCCUCUUCCACACAAUGCAGCUAAGAUGAACUCGUCAAGUGGCAUCUUUUGUGGUGUUGCCCCCUCGAUUUCCGGUGGGAAUGGCUCCAUCCUUCAGCAGGCCACCAAUCAGAACUUCCCCUUUAUGUACCCUCCCCUGGAUGAUUCCAGCAACCGCAUUGGCGGGAAGGGCACAACGGAACGCCAAGAUACCUUGGUUGGAAAGAGAUGGGAAGGCAGCGAUGUCCCUGCGUCAAUUAUUGAAGCUGGAAAGCUCUUUUCUACCCAUGUGAAAAUGACUCGUGCGAUGCGACAGCUUUGGCAGGAGCGUGAACACUUUAUGCAGUACGACCGUGGCUGGAACUCCGAGGAUGCUGCUCACUUCCCUGAUAACAUAUCGGAUGAUCUACCGGACGAUAUUGAAGAACUAGAUUUGUUGGGCGGCGAGGAGAAGGCCGAGCCUAAACCAAAACCAGUAGAGAAAGAGACAGAUGAUCCUGAUAUCCAGCGCCGUCUGGAUGCGGUUGACUCGUUUUAUACCAAUACUCUAUCUCACCUUCAGUCCAUCACCAUUGUAUUCUUGAAAAUCAUCUUGACAAAUGUCAGCGCGGUGAUCAACCAGUCUACUAGCCAAACUACGCAGGGCAUGAGUAGUCAUUCCAUGAACGGCUCCUCUCACAAUCUCCUUUCCGACGCAUCUAUCGAUGAGCUAGACAAUAUCCGACUCCGCGAGAUCACCGGCAAAGCCGUGUCUGGAACUCUUUUGCUUCUCCUUAAGUGGUUUAAGCGAUCUCAUAUUUUGAAAUUUGAGUACAUGACACAGCUGUUACUUGACUCCAACUACAUCCCCUUGAUUCUGAAGAUGUUCGCACACCAAGACGUUGACCAAACGGUGGCACAUAAGAGUGACCGCGAAGAUCUAUCCUUCUUCCACUUCUGUCAAAGCAACACGGACUUGCCCCUAGAGACGGAAGAAAGCUCCUGCGGCGACACCGAAAGCGAAGACGAAGCCAUGCCGCCCCCAAUCGCCCGCCACCGCACGGAUCCAACAGCAAACGACAGCAUGCCAGGUCUCUCGGAAGAAGAGUCCCUAACGGAUAUCCUCAACGGACCAACACGCCCGGAAGUCGACGAACUAGGCUACCCAACCGCGCCCCUCCCCAAAGAACCAAUCAAAGUAUUCUCCUUCCGCAACUUCUUCUCCGCCAUCAACUACCUCCACAUCAUGCAAAAGAUCACGCGGAACAAAGCCCACCGCUGUCUGCUACUAGUGCAGUACAAAUCAAGCAACAUCCUCCGCAAAGGUCUCAAAAUCCCAGACCCACACCUCCGCUUCUACACCCUCAAACUCUUCAAAUCCCAAGUCCCCUACUGCGGCCGCAAAUGGCGCCAGAGUAACAUGCGUGUCAUCACCGCUAUCUACCUGUACUGCCGUCCCGAGCUCCGCGACGACUGGCUCGCUGGCUCUGACGUCGAUGCUGAGGUUGAAGAGGCCUUGCCGUUGGAACAGGCGCUUCGUGGUCUUACGCACUGGUGGCAUCUGCGCCAGUACAAGGAUGUCAUGGGUGGUGAUGAGGGUACCUCUAUGAUGGAGGAAGAACGUGAUUUCUUUGUGCGAGAACUCGAGUCUAUGGGCUGGGGUGCUGCUGAGGAGAUGCUCGGUGGGACUUGCGAGGAGGAAGUCAGUGUCCCUGCGACGCAGGGAAAUGAAUGGGAUGGUGUCCCGCUGCCUAUGGAGGGGUGGUCGUGA
Messenger RNA from Penicillium verrucosum, 3090 nucleotides. Its product is annotated as FAR11/STRIP family protein. The record is from RefSeq and is a predicted model, not a curated record. The transcript is spliced from 6 exons. Gene Ontology annotation, biological process: cytoskeleton organization. Gene Ontology annotation, cellular component: cytosol. Bases 1 to 3090 code for a protein of 1029 amino acids. NCBI's taxonomy places the organism in Eukaryota, Fungi, Ascomycota, Eurotiomycetes, Eurotiales, Aspergillaceae.